This is a messenger RNA of Neomonachus schauinslandi (Hawaiian monk seal), 1173 nucleotides long. It is a transcript of the gene KIF25, whose product is annotated as kinesin family member 25. Bases 1 to 1173 code for a protein of 390 amino acids. NCBI's taxonomy places the organism in Eukaryota, Metazoa, Chordata, Mammalia, Carnivora, Phocidae. The transcript has 9 exons. Gene Ontology annotation, molecular function: ATP binding; ATP hydrolysis activity; microtubule motor activity. Gene Ontology annotation, cellular component: microtubule; kinesin complex. Gene Ontology annotation, biological process: microtubule-based movement. The record is from RefSeq and is a predicted model, not a curated record.
AUGGUGGAUAACAGAAAGCCCAAGUCACAGGUGAAGGGUGCGGCCUCGACCGUCACUCGGCUGCACGAGGCCUAUGACCACCUGCUCUUUCCUGCAGAAACCGUCCUGGUGAAAUGUGAUCGGCCUGCUCACCCUUUGAUUAAUAAGACGUAUAAUUUCGAGAGAGUUUAUGGCCCAGCAGAAUCUCAGCAAGUGGUAUUUGGGGAUGUGUGCCCGCUGCUUACGUCUCUCUUAGAUGGGUACAACGUCUGCAUUCUGGCUUAUGGACAGACAGGAUGUGGCAAGAGCUACACCAUGUUGGGUCCACAUUCUAAGGAGGCGUGCAUCCCCCCGUGGGGCCCGCACAGCGACCUCGGAAUCAUGCCCAGGGCUGCUGGAGAGCUCUUCAGGCUUAUUUCAGAAAACCCAUCAAAGAGCCUGAAGGUUGACGUGUCCAUAGUGGAAGUGUAUAAUAACGACAUUCUUGACCUUCUGGCCAAAGAGCGCCGCACGGAGGUGUCUGGGCCCAAGCGUGACGCGCCGACAAGCAAGGCAGCAAAGCGGGAGGUCUCUCCGCCAACCCGGCAGCCCGUCCACAGUGCGGAGGACUUCAUCGCGCUCGCCGCCGGAAGCCUGCAGCUCAGGGCGCAGCUCGCCACCCAAGUGCACGCCCGUUCUUCUAGAUCCCACCUGAUAAUAACGGCCACUCUCACCACAGCCUCCCCCUGCGACAGCCCCGCUGACCGGCAAUCACCUGGACCACCGCUUGAGGGGCGGCCAGUCUGGGGCAGAGCGUCGCCCGGGUCCCCGGGGGCCCAGCGACCCGUGGGACAGGUGCAUGCCAAGCUGCAGCUCGUGGACCUGGCGGGCAGCGAGUGUGUGGGUGUGUCUGGAGUGACAGGAUCAGCCCUGAGGGAGACUUCGUUCAUAAACCGGAGCCUGGCGGCCCUCGCGGACGUCCUGGGGGCCCUGUCGGAGCGCAGAGGCCACAUCCCAUACCGCAACAGCCAGCUCACCCACUUUCUCCAGGACGUUCUUGGAGGUGACGCAAAGCUCCUGGUGAUUCUGUGCGUGUCCCCCUGCCGGACGCACGUGGCAGAAACGCUGCGGUGCCUGGGGUUUGGGGCCCGGGUGAGGCAAGUGCAGCGAGGCCAGGCUGGAGGGGGCAGUGUAGCCCCCCGGAAACCCAGGUGA